This is a messenger RNA of Xenopus laevis (African clawed frog), 437 nucleotides long. RefSeq names its product histone H4. The record is from RefSeq and is a predicted model, not a curated record. Bases 75 to 386 code for a protein of 103 amino acids. The transcript has a single exon. NCBI's taxonomy places the organism in Eukaryota, Metazoa, Chordata, Amphibia, Anura, Pipidae.
UCGACUUUAGUGCUAUAUAAGGUGUAGUUAUGUGAGUGACGAGGCAGUUUGUACAGAACGCAUAUUUAGUGAUCAUGUCUGGACGCGGCAAAGGCGGAAAGGGCUUAGGGAAAGGAGGCGCCAAGCGGCACAGGAAGGUGUUGCGGGAUAACAUUCAGGGCAUCACUAAACCCGCCAUCCGCCGCCUGGCCCGGAGAGGGGGAGUCAAGCGCAUCUCGGGUCUUAUCUACGAGGAGACUCGUGGCGUUCUCAAGGUUUUUCUAGAAAAUGUUAUUCGAGACGCUGUCACCUACACAGAACACGCCAAGAGGAAGACUGUUACCGCCAUGGAUGUGGUGUACGCUCUCAAGCGCCAGGGCCGCACUCUCUACGGCUUCGGAGGCUAAAUCUUCUAUUGCCCAUCAAUCUUGUACCCAAAGGCUCUUUUCAGAGCCACC